AGGUGGGGGGAGGGCCCUCGGGGCGAGCACACCCCUACCGCCUGUGUCAGUAUUUCAGAACAGGGGCCAGCAUUUAGUCAUUCUUCAUGGAAGCUGCAGACUCGCUGGUCUGCCGAACUUCACUCCAAACGUUUGGACUAUAGGAACAUACAUCUUGUUUUUUUUUCUUGUUCCCACCCCCUCCCCCCCCAAAUAUUUCUCACUUGGGAGAGGACAAUUUGAUUGACUCUGUUUGCUCCAAACUGUGCGUCCCACCCGUCGCCGGAUACUUUUACGCACAGUUGUUUGACACGCAACAGGACAAUGCCUCGGUCUUUCUUGGUUAAAAAGUACUUCGCCAAGCAGAAACCCAACUACAGUGAACUGGAAUGUCAGAAUGAUACGUCACUGGACAAAUAUCCUGUCACUGUGCUCUCAUCCACCGCCACCUGCUUGACCGCAGGUCUGGUGUGGGACCUCAGUGUGCUGCCUGCUCUCUACCUGCCCACCUCCCAAACAGAGCCUUCCGCCAUCCCAGUCCCCUUGGACCUCAGCUCCCCGUCCAGCCUCAGCAGCAGCGCCAGCAGUAGCGGCGAGGAGGACGAAGGACGUACUUCAGACCCCCCCAGCCCGGAACCCGUGCACACGUACGCCCCUCGUCAGCGGAUGAAAUGUACUGGCGUGAUGGCCCACGUCAGUCCUCCAGAAGAGGAGGAGAGGGAGGCCCCUGUUACCGCAAGCAGGCCUGCCUUCCUCUGCAAACACUGCCCUAAAGAGUACACCAGCCUGGGGGCUCUAAAGAUGCACAUCCGCUCACACACCCUGCCCUGCGUGUGUACCACAUGUGGAAAGGCUUUCUCCAGGCCCUGGCUGCUGCGCGGUCACAUCCGUACACACACAGGCGAGCGUCCCUUCUCCUGCCCCCACUGCAACCGAGCGUUCGCCGACCGCUCCAAUUUGCGGGCUCAUCUGCAGACUCACGCUGAGGUGAAGAAGUACCAGUGCAGCGUCUGCUCUCGCACCUUCAGCCGCAUGUCGUUGCUGCAGAAACACAGCUCCUCGGGAUGUUGCUCUGCCACGGUGUGAGACGUAGCAGGACAAAGCUCCAAGAUCAGGAUGGUGGAGGACCUACGACCACGGACAGGGUGUCUUCAAAAGCCCAGUGGACUGUUGAAACCCUCUCAGUCCGAAAUUGCAGCUUUAAGAAACAUGGAAGGAAUUAGUCCUCAUUGUGGAUCUGAAUUUUACAAGCCUGUUAGCCAUCCCGCGCAGAUCUUUCCCAUACUAUUUUGAAGUCUUGAGGCGGUUGGACCAAAUCCGAACCCAGCUGAUACACACUUGAUUUGCCGCCUUUGUGUGCAUUCCAAAGACCAAAUAUGUACUGAACUCAUCAGGGUUAGAGGUGAUCCUUCCUGUCUCCGUCCUGGUGCCGGACAGCUCAGGAUCAGUGCCAAGACACAGCUGCUGAGAGGUAGGGGUGCGUGGGUGGUAUAAACCUCUCAGUGUGCCUCCAAACACGCACAAACACAAAAGCCAUCACACACACAGCUGUCCCUGGUACUGUGGCGUAGAUAGACGAGGCGCUAACAGGUGCUUUAGCAGUGACCUUCGCUGGCGUUGAGCAGGUGACAUCCGCUGACCUUGCUUUCAAAAAGAUGCCGCCGCAUGUCGCCGCAAAGGACGUUGUCUCUCGAAGAAAGACGCUCAUCUUAAGCCUUAUUUUGACUACAGCCCAAAAUUCUCUGUAACUGAUGAGUUCCAACGAUAGGAACUUCAGAAGCUCCACAAGCCAUGCACUCAAGUUACCACAGUGUUAAUAAUACCAGUCAAAGCCAUAAGUGAAAUGAAUUUGUGCCUAGGAAUUUUUGUUCUUUUUUGUUUUUUGUCUUUGUCUUAUUUACCUCAUGACUGUUUGUGGCUUUAAUUCAUGUUUGCAGUAUUCAAAUCAUUGAUAACCAAAACGUUUCAAACCAAAAAGGCUGGGACCAAACUUUUUUUUUUUUUUUUAAAGUUUACACCAUGGAGACAUGGUUGCCUAAUAUGUGAUGAGAACCUUGUAAAUGACAGUACAAAGAUGAAUUGUAAAGUUUCUUGGAACAUGUAUGGCAGUGUUUUAUAGUGCAAUGUGCAGAUGAUGUGUUAUUUCAAUUUUGUACCCUGCUUGUGUGUUCACUAUUUCGUGUAUGCCAAAAAAGUGAUUCUGAUUUUCAUUCAAUAAAGUAAUUUAUGUUUAUUAAAA
This is a messenger RNA of Phyllopteryx taeniolatus (common seadragon), 2218 nucleotides long. It is a transcript of the gene snai1a, whose product is annotated as snail family zinc finger 1a. Gene Ontology annotation, biological process: regulation of DNA-templated transcription. The record is from RefSeq and is a predicted model, not a curated record. Bases 304 to 1065 code for a protein of 253 amino acids. Gene Ontology annotation, molecular function: DNA-binding transcription factor activity, RNA polymerase II-specific; RNA polymerase II cis-regulatory region sequence-specific DNA binding. Lineage: Eukaryota; Metazoa; Chordata; Actinopteri; Syngnathiformes; Syngnathidae. The transcript is spliced from 3 exons.